Messenger RNA from Metschnikowia bicuspidata var. bicuspidata NRRL YB-4993, 492 nucleotides. It is a transcript of the gene SDH4, whose product is annotated as Sdh4p. Lineage: Eukaryota; Fungi; Ascomycota; Pichiomycetes; Serinales; Metschnikowiaceae. The transcript has a single exon. Gene Ontology annotation, biological process: mitochondrial electron transport, succinate to ubiquinone; tricarboxylic acid cycle. Gene Ontology annotation, molecular function: heme binding; ubiquinone binding. The coding region runs from base 1 to 492 and encodes 163 amino acids. The record is from RefSeq and is a predicted model, not a curated record. Gene Ontology annotation, cellular component: membrane; mitochondrial envelope.
AUGUUGACUAGAAGCAUUAUCGGCAGGGGCCUGUUAGGUUUGACACACAGCUUUAGUCCUGUCAGAGCUCUUCUGCUCAAACCAAAUUUUUCCAAGCUCAAGUUGCGUGAGCAGCCUCCUGGAAACAUUGUGGGGACGGUCAACGAGGCCUCAGAAAUUCCACUCGUUAGUCCGUACGAAAGUAACUAUCACUGGACUUACGAGAGGAUUUUGUCUUUUGGACUUGUGCCAAUGACAGUGUUCCCAUUUAUAAUGGGAGUCGAAUAUCCUUAUGUUGAUACUGCGUUCUGCUUGACUCUCUUGUUCCACUCUCACUGUGGAAUCAAGUCAUGUAUCAUUGACUACAUACCCGAGCGAGUGUAUGGAUUUUGGCACAAGGCAGCGGCCAAGUUGUUGACGCUAGGAUCAUUUAUGUCAAUGUAUGGUAUCUAUGUCAUUGAGACUUCUGAAAACGGGCUUUUCGAUCUCAUUUCGAGGCUAUGGUCUGCCUAG